Leishmania braziliensis MHOM/BR/75/M2904 is the source of this 1104-nucleotide messenger RNA. Lineage: Eukaryota; Euglenozoa; Kinetoplastea; Trypanosomatida; Trypanosomatidae. The record is from the annotation of a RefSeq genome assembly.
AUGCGCGAGCGGCCUAUGCACCUGUUCAUGUGCGUUGCUCUGUGUGUCAGUUUUGUGGUGGUGAUGUGGUGGCUGCUCAUGUGGUGCAGGCGCCGUCACCCCCUGUCGGAGGAACAGCUGGCGCGCCUUCUGGGACCGCUCUCCAAGCCGUGGUCUGUGCUGGUGCAGCACGAAGGCGCCGCGGACCGCCUGAGCAAGGUGAUACUGGUGGAGGAAUGGCUUGCGCGGUGUUCUAGCAGAGGCACCCCGGUGACUGAGUGCAAGGAGCCGCUGCUGCUCUCGCCGCACAUGCUCCCGUCGUGGACUCUGCACGUCGUGGAGGAGGGCUGCGCGGACUGCACGGACCAGCAGACUUACGCCAGCGCUGUCGAAGGCGUAGUGCUGCAGGCGCGCCACGCCGUGUUCGCGACGUCGGCUGCCCCGCUGGGCCGUGUCGGGCCGAUGCUGCUGGCGAUGGCGAGCGUGACGGACGACGUGGAUGUGCGCGCGGAGCUGCCGCAGUGGGAGUGGCUGCGGCACGUGCACGGCAGCGGCUUUCCGGCGGUGGGUGGCGCGGCUGGGGGGUGUGAUACUGCCGAUAGCAAGCGCAUCUGUAUCGCGACGUCUCUGCCAGAGUGGACGCACCCAGCCUUUCUCUCCAUUACGCACCUCAACACGAUUCAGACCACGAUCUUCGAGACAGCGUUUCACACCUCGCAGAACAUGCUGGUGUGCGCGCCGACGGGUGCGGGUAAGACGGUGUGUGCGCUGCUUGUGAUGCUGCGGUGCAUCAGCGAGCACUUCGAGGGCGGUGUACUACAUCGAGACUUCAAGAUAAUUUUUGUUGCCCCAAUGAAGGCGCUUGCUCAUGAGAUGGUUGAGAACUUCUCGCGGCGCCUAGCGCCGUUCAUGAUGAAGGUGCGCGAACUUACGGGCGACAUGCAGCUGACCAAUCGGGAGCUGGCGGAGACGCAAGUAAUUGUGACAACGCCGGAGAAGUGGGAUGUCAUCACCCGCAAACAGAGCAAUGAGGAGCUGGUAAGCCAAGUGCGGCUCAUCAUCAUGGAUGAGAUUCACCUGCUGAACGAAGAGCGCGGUCCUGUGUUGGAGGCGUUGGUCGCGCGC